Molecule: messenger RNA, 669 nt
Organism: Prorocentrum cordatum
Lineage: Eukaryota; Dinophyceae; Prorocentrales; Prorocentraceae
Source: the annotation of a GenBank genome assembly
AUGUCCGAGGACGAGCUGGUCGUGAAGGUGGACCUCGAGGGCGAUGUGCGGAGGCUGCGCGCCCGGCUGCCCCCGAGGCAGGGUGCCGGGGAGGAGGCGCGCUACGCGGCGCUGCAGGCGACGAUCGUGGAGGGCUUCAAGCUCCCAGAGGGCUCGCCGCACCUGGUCCUCAAGUACAGGGACGAGGAGGAGGACCUGUGCACGCUCGUGGAGGCGACCCUCGCGGACUUCCUGCAGGGCGCCAGCGGCCGCGGCCCGCUGAAGCUCGUCGCCAGCCGGGCGCCCGCGCCGGACGCCCGCGCGCCGGCGGACCCGGCGGCGGCACCCCUGCAGGCCGCGGCGCAGAGCAGGCUCAACCCCGAGGCCCCCGCGUUCGUCCAGCAGAGCCCCGCGCAGGACGCCGGUGCCCGACGACGGAAGAACAACACAUGGGGAUGGGCGGAUGACGACGAGGAGAGGGAGCGCAGAGAGCAGACGUGGGUUCGCCGACGGCUUCGUGCCAGGAAUCGCGAGCCAGAGCUGCCGCAGCGUAGGGCCCCAGAAGCUCCUGCUCUGCCUGGCCGGGCUCCACCACGCCGGUCGCCUGUCCUCGAGGAUGAUCUCGAGCCUGGUGCUGCAGUUCCUCCCGAUCCUGGCGCAGAGGGCGCAUCGGAAGCAGGAGAAGAUUAA